CCGGAAGUCAUUGAAUUUUUUUUCAGACACGGCGGGUGUUUAAACGCUAGCUAUGUCAUGUAUGUCGUAGUGACGUAGUGUCAGUUUUUAUUAGGAAAAUUUGGCUUUUGAUGUUUCUGAUGUUUGUCCUUCUAACUGAAGCAUAGUCUUUUUCGGAAAGAAUGUGAAAACACUCUCAACCUAAGCAACGAUGCCGAGAUGUGGCCUGGCUUUCAUCCCAGUCAGCUUGGUAGUCAUAGCAACACUGUUGAUAGGCAUCACAUUUCCUCUGGCCGUUGCAAAUAAUGACGUGGCUCCGUUCUUUCCCUAUCUCAGUUUUCUGGGCUCCAAGCCGCCAGCAUCCAUCGUGUUCAGCUACUUGUUGUAUGCGUCAUCUCUGCUUGUUGUCGCAGGUUCCUAUGUUAGAUACAGACUGGUGCGGCUGAGUACCGGCGAUCUGUCCAAGCACUCCCGACGGCUCAACAUCGCCGGGUUUGUCCUGGGUAUCGCAGCCGGGGUGGGGAUGUCGGUAGUGGCAACGGUCAGGAUUACAGAGGUCUAUACCAUUCACAUGCUAGGGGCGGGUCUCUUAUUUUGGCCCUCUGCAGCCUACUGUAUACUGCAGACUGUCCUCUCUUACCUGAUGCUCACCCCUCAGGGUGGUAAUGGUACUGUCUGCCGCCUUCGUCUGGUGCUGAGUCUUAUGUCUUCUGUUAGCAUCUUUACUUGCCUUAUUUCCUCCAUUCUUGCUGCAAUUGGGUGGUCUGAGGUUCAACACCAUGUCGAUGACAAACAGCAUUGGCAGGAGUUGGAUGGGGGUUACGUAGCUCAUCUCGUCAGCGCCUUCACUGAGUUGACCAUGGUCCUAUCCUUCAUCUUUUACUUUCUCACUUUCAUCCCUGAGUUCCGUCACGUUCGUCUCAAAGUGAUCUUCAUCUCACACGAUGGCGACGACAGGUGCAUCAUGGGUAAUGACAGGGAGGGGUUGCAAUGUGGGCGGAGUUAUCACUUUCUCUCGGGGGAGGGCAGCGAUGAGGAAUCGACAGAGAUAAACAGUAAAGUUUAGGGAUAGGAAUCCUAUAGUUUUUUUUUCAUCCUGGGCAACUUUCAUGGCCAUCUUUUUUUCAGCCAGGUGAUAUGUUUUGGUUUCUCCUUGUUCCCAUUUUUACGUUAAUACAAAAAAAGCAAAACAAACAAGCAAGGAAAGGCACAGAAUGCUAAAGAGCAGAUGUAAGCUAGACAUGUGAGCACCUGAUUGGCUGUCUUUGCUAAGCAAAAUGUGCCCUCUCUAGUGUGUACACAAAUCAGAUAUUACUUAAAGGUAAUAUACAACAUUUGCAAACAUCAAAACACAAAACUACCAAAUUAGAUGAAAUACCUUUACUUCACUGUAAGCGAAUGAUAGUCUCAAGCAUACUGUGAAA
Molecule: messenger RNA, 1403 nt
Organism: Patiria miniata (bat star)
Lineage: Eukaryota; Metazoa; Echinodermata; Asteroidea; Valvatida; Asterinidae
Product: DNA damage-regulated autophagy modulator protein 1-like
Exons: 7
Coding region: 191-1045 (284 amino acids)
Source: RefSeq, a predicted model, not a curated record